Messenger RNA from Chrysoperla carnea, 861 nucleotides. RefSeq lists its product as uncharacterized. The record is from RefSeq and is a predicted model, not a curated record. NCBI's taxonomy places the organism in Eukaryota, Metazoa, Arthropoda, Insecta, Neuroptera, Chrysopidae. The transcript is spliced from 4 exons. Bases 16 to 765 code for a protein of 249 amino acids.
UUAUUUCUAGUCAAAAUGAAAUUUUCUGUAGUAUUUGUGUUUGUAGCAUUAGCUUGCAUGGUUUACGCUGCACCACAAGAAGGAUAUUCAACAAAAUACGAUAAUAUUGAUUUAGAUUCGAUUCUUACCAAUGAUCGAUUAUUGGAUUCUUACAUAACAUGUGUCGAAGGAAGUGGAAAAUGUACAGCUGAAGGUGAAGAAUUAAAAAAAUAUUUUAAAGAUGGUAUUGAAACAUGCUGUGCUAAAUGUUCUGAAAAACAAAAGGAAGGAUCCAAAAAAGUAAUCAAUCAUUUAGAAAAAAACAAGCCAGAAAAAUUGGCAGAACUUAAAGCGAAAUUUGAUCCAACUGGUGAAUACGAAAAAGCAUGUAUAACAAUCGAAAUGAAAUUCGCAGUAGUGUUUGUGUUUGUAGCAUUAGCUACCAUUGUUUACGCAGUGCCACGACCAGAUGGUGAAACAUAUACAACGAAAUGGGAUAAUAUCAAUCUUGAUAAAAUCCUGAACAAUCCUCGUUUAAUGGACAAUUAUAUGGCAUGUGUUUUUGACAAUGGAAAAUGUACACCAGAAGGGGAAGAAUUAAAAAAAAAUAUGAAAGAGGCAUUGAAUACUUGCUGUGAAAAAUGUUCUGACAAACAAAAGGAAGGAGUCAAGAAAGUAUGGAAUCAUUUCAAAAACGAAAAACCAGAAAAAUUUAAAGAACUCAAAGAAAAAUAUGAUCCAGAAGGAACCAAAGAAGAAGAAUGCAAAAAAAAACUUGGUUGGUGAUUGGUAAAGGAGAGUUCUUCUAUGGCAGAAUUACAUAAACUGUUCAAGUUUAUUUCAAUAUUUUUUUAUUUUAAUUUUUCUAACAUGUACUUAAAA